Molecule: messenger RNA, 3772 nt
Organism: Ilex paraguariensis (yerba mate)
Lineage: Eukaryota; Viridiplantae; Streptophyta; Magnoliopsida; Aquifoliales; Aquifoliaceae
Source: the annotation of a GenBank genome assembly
AAUCAUUGAGUUCACCCUUUUUUCUCUCUCCACAACAAAAAAGACACAAAAACUCUGUUUUCUUCUUGGGAUUUUCAGAAACCUCCCUCUCAACGACAGUUGUUCUUCCUACAUCAAAUUUCAAGAAAGUAAAAGCAAGUCAAAAAAUGAUUUUCUUGUCCUUGGCUUAGAACAAAUGCCUUGAAUGCGAUAGUUUUUCAUUUAAUGACUCGAGCACCAAAACCAUACAAGAAGUUCUUGUCUCUGGAAUUUUCUUGUUGAUUUGGUCUUUCUGUGUUUGAUACCACUGUAGGGAAACUUGGGUUGGUUGAAUUUUUGGUGGUUAUUUGAAAUUGUCUGGUUGAAUUUGGUGUGCGACAUUGGUUUCUGUAAGUUUGAAACUUUGAAUUUGAUGAGUUAAUGGAGGAAGCUUCAACAGUUCGGUUAGUUCGUUGCCCUAAGUGCGAAAAUCUACUUCCUGAGCUUCCUGACUUCUCUGUCUACCAGUGUGGUGGUUGUGGUGCUGUGCUUAGAGCGUCGAUUAAGGGGCCUGUGAGUAAGGUCUUGUCGAAGAAAUCGGAUGAAGAAAGGGUUAGUGGUGGUUCUGAGAAAGAUGGUGGUAGUAUUGAUUGUGUUUCUGAGACUGAGAGGGAAAGUGAUAAGCCUGAACUUCGUAGGACGAGAGAGAGAGUUUUUCAUGAAAGAGUCGAUAACUUGAAUGGUAGAUCUUCAUCAAUAAGCGAAAAUAAGCAAGUUUUGCCUAUUUCAGAUAGAAUUAGGGGAGGAGAAACAAUGGAGUUGAGGUCUGAUCAGAUUAGGAAAGUUGGGUUUUAUGAGGAUGAUUAUUAUGAAUAUAAGACCCCUUCGAAAGUUCCACUCAACAAUUGGGUUCAGACAAAUGAUCAUGACUUGAGCAUGAUUAGACCUGAAUAUGUUAGUUCGGUUGGUGAAAAUGAAUUUGAAAAAAUCAGACCUCCAGUAGGGUCCUUAAGGUCAGGAGGAGAUGAUAGCGACUUAAAUCUGAAUAGGCCUGAAUAUGGUAAGUCGAGUGUAGAACAUGAGCUCGAAGAAAUCGGAGUCCCAACUAGGUCCUUGAAAUCAAGGCCUAUCGUGGACCAGUGGAGCAUGGGAAGAAGUGGAUCAAUGGCAUUUCAUGGAAAUGCCAGAGGUUUUGCAGAACAUGGGAAGUUUGCUAGUUGCCCGUAUCCAGAGGAGGGGCCUUCAAAUUAUCCCCCUUGUCCUGGAUCUUUUUAUGGACAUGGUGCGCAAUUAAGGAAUCGUGAUGGACAUGCUGGGCUUGCUAGAGUUGAAGAUCUUGAAAAUGAUCGAGCUGAGCUACUUAGAAAACUUGAUGAGUUGAAGGAUCAGCUUGGCAGAUCUUGUGAUGUGGCUGAAAAACGAAAGGAAAGGGUUGCUGUUGAUAGGAGGAUGGCUCCACCUCCACCUGAUCCUUAUGAAGGACACGGUGCUUUUAUUCCUGAAGGAUCAACCAACUUGUAUAGUGUUGAUAUGCAGCCCGUUGCUAGAGAUACAUAUGUUCCAACUCCUUAUAUUGAUCAUAAUCGUGGACCUCUCCCUUAUACCAGUAGUCAUGGUUUGGAUAUGCAAGAGUUCUAUGCUCCUUCAAAGAAUUUCCCAUACGAAUUUCUGGGAUACGAAGAUGCCUAUAGGCCACAAAUGCCAAGGAGGACUCCACAUCAACCACCACGUCAGUAUUUGCAAGUGCCAUCUCAUGAUCGUCUUCCUUCACGAUACACAGAUCAGGACACCCUUGUGUCACGCCCACAUGAAACUUUCUAUCACCAGGCGGCAUGCUCUUGUUUGCACUGUUCCUACAGGAACUGGCAAAUGCCUCCAAAAGUCCCACCACCUGUUUUUAAUGGUCAAAGAUUACGGAGUGAUAGUGCUGAUCCCAUUUUCUAUCCCCGUGUCAAUCAUAUGUACGAUCCACAUGGUUAUAAUUCUGAGUACUCCAAUCCUCCUCAAUUGCAUACCUGGGAUCAGCAACCCCAUACAAGGGGUUCAAGUGACCUUGAUUUGAACAAUGGUGGUUUUGGUCUCCGCCAUCCAAGAAGGGUGGUGGUAGCCCGUGGGAGUGAACAGGUUUGGCAUCCUGUAGCAGGGGGUGCCCCUUUAGUAACAUGCUGUAACUGUUUUGAGUUGCUGAAACUGCCAAGGAAACUUAUGGUGGUGGGAAAGAAUCCAAGAAAAAUGAGAUGUGGAGCCUGUUCCUCCAUAAUCCUGUUUGAGUUUCAGAACAAGGGGCUUGUUGUAUCAGUUCCUGCACAAAUCAAGCAAGUUUCUGCUCAAGUUGAUGAUGCCUCUAAUGAGACGCAGAAUCACAACCUUCAAAGUUCUCAUGAUUGUUCGAAUGCUGGUGCCACAAAUUCCAUCUCUAAUGACUAUAAUAACUGCCGUUAUAACUUCCAGUUGACUACUGAACCCAGUUUAUUGUUAAGAGACCAGAGGUCAAAUCUCAGUGAAGCUGAAAAGAAGCAGGGCCCUCAUUCAUCCUCUUCGAGCUUUUCUGAGGACAAGCAAAGCCCAGACUGUAUGAUUGUUCGAAAAGAUGUUUCUCAUUCUGCCGAGCUGCCUCUCCUAGAUUCUCCUCUGCAGGAGCAACCAGAUUAUUCUUCUUCCAGUAAUGUGGUCAGCAGAUAUGAGAAGAGAAGCAAGAGUCUACGUAUUGAUCAAGAGAAGGUUAUCCUUGAUAGGACAACCUCCCGACAGAAUUCUGUAAAAGAUGCACCAGUGGCAACUGAGAUGGACGUCUCUUUUAAUGAUAUCUUAAAUAGUGGUGUUUCUCAAGAGUCUUUGGAGAUAAGCAAAGAAGACGAUCGACCUAGGAUCAACAAAGGGGGUGAGUCCUUCUUUGCGGGUCUCAUAAAGAAAAGCUUUGGAGAUUUUUCAAGGUCUAGUCAAAGUCAUCAGAAUGGAAGAUCAAAUGUUUAUGUUAAUGGCCAGUUAAUACCAGAUCGUGUGGUUAAGAAGGCUGAGAAGCUAGCAGGGCCUAUUCAACCUGGAGAGUACUGGUAUGAUUUCCGAGCUGGUUUCUGGGGUUUAAUAAGCCAUCCUUGCCUUGGCAUCAUUCCGCCACGUAUUGAAGAAUUCAAUUAUCCCAUGCCAGAGAAUUGCUCUGCUGGGAACACUGGAGUUUUUGUGAAUGGGCGUGAGCUUCAUCAGAAAGAUUUAGACUUACUUGCUGGCAGAGGCCUUCCGAUUACAAAGCACAAGUCUUUUCUUAUUGAGAUUUCUGGGAGAGUUCUGGAUGAACACACUGGUGAAGAACUAGACAGCCUCGGCAAACUUGCCCCUACGGUUGAGAAGGUAAAGCAUGGAUUUGGCAUGAAAGUUCCGAAAGCUGUUGCAUAAUUAUGAUAAGUUGGGUUGCAGGUGCUUCACUUUCCAUUUUCCUUCUAUUGGGUUGAUGCAUUAGUCACCUCUUGCUGUAUCAGUGUUUGUGUAAUAGGCUGGCAUAAUCUUGAAAAUAUGAUGGACGCAAAGGCAAAAUGCUUCAAGAUUUGUGAUUUGUUUUGUUUUGAACAUCAUCAUUAUUCAGAAAAUUAAAUAUGCAAUUGUUUAUACAUUAGGAUGCCAACUUGGUGGCACAGGUGUCUGAAUGCCAACUCAUGCACUGUCUGAAUGCUUGAGAACCUGUUAGUGUUAAAUGCUUAUAUAAACCUUGUACCAACAACGGGUAAGGUGAAAACAUAGGUGGUAUGAGAUCUUUGGACAGCAAUUUUCAUGGUCGGAUGAUCUUAGUAGCCGAAUCUGAUGGGGGCUCUCAAUUCUC